Drosophila navojoa is the source of this 1278-nucleotide messenger RNA. RefSeq names its product zonula occludens-like protein polychaetoid (gene pyd). Gene Ontology annotation, cellular component: bicellular tight junction; plasma membrane. Gene Ontology annotation, biological process: protein localization to cell-cell junction; cell-cell adhesion; cell-cell junction organization. The record is from RefSeq and is a predicted model, not a curated record. Gene Ontology annotation, molecular function: cell adhesion molecule binding. Lineage: Eukaryota; Metazoa; Arthropoda; Insecta; Diptera; Drosophilidae.
AUAAAUAAAAGUGCAUUGAAAACAACAGCAAUUACGAAGAAGCAUAGAAAGAAUCAAAUCAAAUAAAACGUCAAAAUGACGCGCGAAGAGGAGGAAGAAGUGCGCUUGUUGCUGUCGCGUCACCAGGAGCGCAUCAUGCUCGAUCUGGGCAGCACCGAUCUAAUAGCGGUGCUGGUCAAGAACUCCGUGCUCAGCCAGUCCGAGGAGGAUCUGCUGCUGAAGACCGCUGUCGAGCCACCGGGCAGCGCACCAUCUAGCGUGGGCGCCUUAACAAAGCGCAAGCUCAGCGCUGUCGCCAGCAGCAGCAGCGGCAGUGGCAGCGGCGGCAGCGCCAGCGUCAGUGGCGUAGGCGGCGACUACAGCUCCAGCCUGGCCGGCUCCUCGCGCAGCGCCAGUGUCAAUGGCGAUCAUGCCCAAAGUGACAAUCGCUCGCUAACGCCAUCUGUGGGUGGCGGCGUCGGCAGCGCAGCUACCGAAUCUCUAAAUGAUGCUGAAAUUUUGCGCGUCCAAUGCGCCAAUCUCAUCGAGAUCAUUGCCAAGAGCGGCUUCGAGAAGUUCAAGCAGUUCUGCUAUGCCAUCGAGUGCGAGUGUCCGCAGCUGAUUGAGGAUUUAAUUAACGAUCGUCUCAAAAGCGAUGCUGCCAAUAUUGAGAACAGCCCGGGCGAGGAAAAAAUCCAAAAGGAAAUCGAAACGAUCGACUACAUAGACAAAGAGAAGGAGAACGAUCGCAGCCGUCGUGCGGUUAGCUAUGGCGGCGGCGGCGGCAACUCGCCGACCCACUGUGCCACCAUACCGCGUGCAGCACCGCGUCGUGUGGCGCUCAUGAAGGAGCCACCGCCGCCGCCGCCGCCCAAGCCCCAGCUAACGUCGAAGGCAUCGCUGCAGUCCACAGACUCCUCGCAUGCGUCCAGCAUCAUAGCCAGCAAGUAUCCGCAGUCUGAGUACAAUCUCAUCCAGAAGAUCGACUCGAACAGCACGCUGACUGCACCGGCUCAGUACCAGCCGCAGAAUUUCUAUGCCAACACCGGCACCAUAUCCUCCACCAACGGUGGCUAUUCGUCCCUGCUGUGCCAUGCCAGCUCCACGGCCAGUCCGUUGGCGGUGCGGAAGCGGGACAAGCUGCUCCAUCGCUUCAGCGAUGCGGCCACAUUGGGUCGCAAGCUCAAGAAGAAGAAGAACACGAAUCGCACCUGCCGCUCCAUGACCGAAGCCAUUGAGAUGCUCGCCGAUCCGGUCAUCGAGGAUGAGUUUUUUGUGAGUUAAACGUUCCAUUUAAAU